AUGGCAAGGUUUGCGCUGGCCGCGUUUGUGGCCAUACGGCUUUGGGCACAAGACCAAUCAGUGUGCCAAGAAGAUGUCGACGAUGUGAUGUCCUGUGGAAACCUGGUCGACAUCUCCAACAUCACUCAUGAGAUCCAAGAUGUGUUCAAAGCUUCAAGAGAUUUGCGAGAUCAUUUCUGGCCAGCACCCUGGCGUGUGUCCCUUUUUGAUGAGAAAGAGCAAUACCACAACGCACUUGUGGAUAUCCAUCCACUUAUCAUCGAUCCUUGUGCUACUCCCUUCAAGCUGACAAAGAUCCGACGACGAGGACCUGAGCUUCUGGAUGCAGUGAUUUGGACCUUACGACACUUCUGCUGGAGGGCAUGCAGACGAGCGGCCGAGGAACGCUGUGGUCAGACGAGUGAGGAGAACGAGUGCGAGAACUCGAAGAAUUGGCACCAGUUGGAAGCGGUGAAUUUGGACAUUGAAGGAGCAACAGUGACAAUGCCUGGCUUGGACAUGGAUGAAUCCUAUGAACUCACUGUCUCUGUCGCCUCGGAGCUGCAUGCGAAGUCCAUCCACGGCUUCCGCCGGGGCAUGGAGACUUUGUUGCAGAUCUUCGAUGCUUUGAGAUCUGAUGGCUCGAAAAAAGGCGCCACUUGGAGCUGGGCACCAGGAGUUUUAGAUGGGAAGGUGCUCACGUUGCGAAUCAACGAUGACGCACGCUUUCCUUGGCGUGGAAUACUGUUGGACACUGCAAGACAUUUCAUCCCAGUUGAGGUGAUCACAUCGUUGCUUUGGGCCAUGGCAGCGAACAAACUGAACGUGCUGCAUUGGCACCUCACAGAUGCCGUGAGCUUUCCCUUGGAACUGGACUCCUUGCCGAAGCUGGCGGAGCUAGGCGCUUUGAGCCAGACCUAUUCCAAGGCCAUGGUGAAGCAGUUGAUUGAACAGGCAGCUAAUCUGUCCAUCCGCAUCGUGCCAGAGUUAGACAUGCCUGCGCACACGGCCAGCUGGAUUUUUGGAGAGCCGAGCAGCGUCUCCAACUGCACACAUGUCUUACCUGAUGAUCCAAAGGAAGCAAAGAACAUCUACAAAGCUCGAGACAAGUUGGCGCUCGACAUCUCAUCUCCUCGCUCGCGUGAGGUCGCGAAGAUGGUGCUUGCAGAAGUGGCUGCACUGUUUCCAGAUGAAUUCUUGCAUGUGGGUGGUGACGAGGUAGACUAUCGCUGCUGGACGACGAUGCCGCACAUCCGCAAAUGGAUGAAGAAGCAUGGUUUCGGACCUCUGGAGGCCUUGCAGGAUUUCUUCGACGAGAUCUGGGCAGAGGUGCAAAAGCAUGGGAAGCGCCCGGUGAUUUGGGAGGAUUCCUUUGAUCAAGGUUUACGGCUUCCCAUUGGAGCUGUUGUGCAGCCAUGGAAGUGCUGGGGAAACGUCAGCCUUCGAUUCCAGCCCAAGGCGCCACCAGCCAUGCUGGGACAUGCCUCAGCCUUCGUGGCUGUGAAGAAGAACCUUUCUGUGGUGCAAAGCAGCUGUUGGUAUUUGGAUUGGUCUUCUGAAUGGAUGGAUUUCUACGAGCACGCCGCUGAUGAGGGACCACUACAAAAUGAGCCCAGCAAGAGGCUGCUGGGUGGCGAGGCUGCUCUGUGGAGUGAGCGGAUGGACUUCAGCAACCUCGCCUGCCGUGCCUGGCCCCGAAGCGCGGCCUUGGCGGAAAGGCUUUGGUCCAACACUUCGGUUGGCUUUGCAGCACAAGCUCAGAGACAUCCUAAGGUGGAUCAGCGCUUGAGACUCCACACUCGGAGGCUUCAGAGACUUCAUAAACUGCCUUUGAGGCCCCUGAGGCCAGAGGACGGAAAGGCCAUGGAAAUCCAGGACGAUUUCGAACAUCUGGAGACGACAUGUCCGCUUUUGCCGAGCCAGGCGAUCCAGAGGAAUCCCAGAUCUGCAGAAUGGGCCUCUGUCAUUGCCAAGUGGAGUGGUCCUGGUCCUCUCAGACUCACCUCCGGAGGGCGAAGGCGAAGGUUUGCCAACGCCAACGUCUUGUGUGAUGCAGAUGAACUCAACAUCUACAGCCUCAAGGAUGGAAAGUGGAUUAAGGAAGACGAAGAAGCAUCAGUGAAUCGUGGCACGUCCAAGACAGACUGUUAUGGUUUCACGAUACCAUCAACAUAG
This is a messenger RNA of Durusdinium trenchii, 2154 nucleotides long. The record is from the annotation of a GenBank genome assembly. NCBI's taxonomy places the organism in Eukaryota, Dinophyceae, Suessiales, Symbiodiniaceae.